This is a messenger RNA of Sardina pilchardus (European sardine), 1787 nucleotides long. RefSeq names its product radial spoke head component 4A (gene rsph4a). Lineage: Eukaryota; Metazoa; Chordata; Actinopteri; Clupeiformes; Clupeidae. Gene Ontology annotation, cellular component: axoneme; radial spoke. The record is from RefSeq and is a predicted model, not a curated record. The transcript has 7 exons. Gene Ontology annotation, biological process: cilium movement involved in cell motility; axoneme assembly; cilium assembly. Bases 103 to 1677 code for a protein of 524 amino acids.
ACCAUAGCAACAGGUUAGGACCGCAACAAGAGGAGGCAAGGAAGUUCCUCCUUGCUUUGACUUCAUAAAUAACUGUUAAAGACAUUUUUUUUCCUAGCAAAUAUGAAGACCUCGGAGGAUGCAAAAGACAAAAACACGGAGCAGAUGGCGGCAUGUCUAAAAUCAUUCAUGCUGAAGAGCAGCACGAAAACUAACCUCAACCUAUAUGAUCACCUUGCCCGGUUGCUUCAUAAGAUUCUGGAUGAGCGUCCCGAAAAUGCAGUUGACGUGUUUGAGGACAUGAGCCGAGAUUUGAAACGAGGCCUAAUGCAGGAGAAGCGGAGUGCCUUGCGAGAUAUGCCAUUCACUUCUGCACAGCAAGAUCUUGCUGAACUUCAACGGAUACUGUUUGCACGCCAGCCAGGUGACGAUGGGGAUCACGACGACGAACUGGUUGAGGCCCCAAUACCCAAUGUGGCAGAGCUGGCGUUUUACCUGGAGCAGGCCGGUGUAGGGAUGGAGAGGGAGGAGAUGCAGAGGAUCUUCUUGGCACUGAAGCACCUGGUCGACACGCAGCCCCUGCAGCGCUGCCGCCUCUGGGGCAAAAUCCUGGGCACUGAGGCCAACUACCUGGUAGCAGAGGUGGAGCUGAGAGAGGGUGAGGAAGAGGAGGAGGAGGAGGGGGCGGAGGAAGCGGCAGAGGAAGAAGAAAAAGAGCCACGUGAUGAGGAGGAAGGAGAAGUUGUGGAAGUGGUUGACAACCUUCCAAAAUCUACACAUAAACCCCCACCAGUUGUGCCUAAGGAGGAAAAUCGCACUGGCACAAACAAGUACACAUACUUUGUUUGCCAGGAGCCUGGCUUACCUUGGGUCAAACUGCCUAGCGUCACCCCUACCCAAAUCUCAGCUGCUCGACAGAUCCGAAAGUUCUUCACAGGGCGCCUGAACACUCCGAUCAUCAGUUAUCCACCAUUUCCUGGCAAUGAGGCCAACUACUUGCGGGCCCAAAUUGCACGGAUCUCGGCUAGCACACACGUCAGUCCUCUGGGAUACUUUCAGUUUGGGGAAGAGGAAGGCGAGGAUGAUGAUGACGGCGCUCGUGCCAACUUUGAGGAGAACCCUGACUUUGAAGGCAUUCCUGUAUCAGAGAUGGCAGAGUCAUUGUCCACAUGGGUGCAUCACGUUCAGCAUGUCCUAACUCAGGGUCGCUGUGUCUGGGUCAACCUGGCCGAGAAACCCGCAGACGAGUUUGACGAGGACGAGGAGGAAGAGCAGAGAGAAGAGGAGCCCGAUGAGCCGGAGCCCGAAGUGGGCCCGCCCCUCCUGACCCCUCUGUCUGAGGACGCAGAAGUCAACAGCACCGUUCCAUGGACCAGUGGCCUAUCCUCAGCUCUCAUACCUCAAUUUGCCAUCGCUACUCUGCGCUCAAACCUCUGGCCAGGGGCCUACGCCUACGCCUGCGGGAAGAAAUUUGACAGCAUCUACAUCGGAUGGGGCCUGAAGAGCGCCGACUCCAAGUACGGCUACAGCCCCACCAUGGUGCAGGCGCCCCAGGCCGAGUACACGAGCGGAGCGGAGGUGACGGAGUCCCUGGAUCCCACGCUGGAGGAGGAGCAGGCCCUGAAAGCCGCCCUAGAGGAGCAGAGAGCCGCGCAAGAGGAGGCCGAGGGCCUGGACGACGAAGAGGAAGAUGACUGAGGAGGAGAGGAGUGCUACACAAGACAUCUAGACCAAUUUCUUUGUUUUCUAAAGAGGGCAACUAUACAUCAUACCCCUAUUUUAAAUAAAUACUGGACUUCAGCACACAA